AUGCUCGUCAAGCCACCAAGAAACAGUGCUCUCUACUUCCCAGCUAUGGUUAAGCUUUUGAUCUUCUACUAUUUCCUUGCUCUUGCCUUGGUUACCGUGUGCAGCGCGAGAGAUACACUGCAUUCUGGAGAAACCCUCUACCAAGGUGACGAGCUUCGCUCCCAAAGUGGCUACUUCUCGCUGCGAAUGCAGAGGGAUUGCAACUUGGUGCUGUAUGGAGGCCAGGGGGAUUUCAAUCCUAUCUGGGCAAGCAACACAGGCGGGAGCGGGAGCAAUUGCUACCUCACCCUCCAACCCGAUGGAAACCUGGUUGUAUACGAUGGCAAUAGGCGCGCACUUUGGGCAAGUGGUACUGAUAGAAGUGGAGGCAACACCUUGAGAGUUCAGGACGAUGGAAAUGUGGUCUUGUAUCGUCCAGUCUGGUCUACAAACACAGGGCGUGUCAACUACGAUUUCAAAGUUAAUGGCGAGAAGAAAUCAUUCCUCCAUGGCUCUUGA
Messenger RNA from Selaginella moellendorffii, 498 nucleotides. RefSeq names its product mannose-specific lectin. The transcript has a single exon. The record is from RefSeq and is a predicted model, not a curated record. Lineage: Eukaryota; Viridiplantae; Streptophyta; Lycopodiopsida; Selaginellales; Selaginellaceae. Bases 1 to 498 code for a protein of 165 amino acids.